AUGGCCUUCUACAUGCCAGCCUUGUGGGCGCCCAAUCUCUUCUAUGUGGCCUCGUCCAUCCUGAUCGGCUCCACCAUCGUCACAUGUCUCCUCAAGUUCAUCAAGCUCGACAUCAAGCCUUUCCUCUCUACAAAACCUGGCAAGGCUCUCGAGGCUAGCUUCCAGAGGACCUUCGAACGCUUCCUCAACAUCCUCUCCGUCUCAGACCCACUCAGUCCUCCGUCAAACCCCACCACCCUAUCUUCGCGAGGCUACUUGGAGAGUCUUCCUCACCGCCGUGGCUCUCGCCCUGAGGUCGAAGGCAUCAGUAGUCCCAUCCAGAAGACGCAACUUCCCCCAUGGGAACAAAAGGAUGUAGAGGACCGCCUCCGCAACCUGAUUGUCGACAUCCCCUCCCGUUACCCACAAUCCACCUACCUAGGCCGCUCCACGUUUGAGCCCGAGUCUCCAACCUCUCUGUACGCCCGCCACCGCGCCUUCAACGAGACAAAGUACUACGGGGAGAUCCUCAGUGCCAACACCGAAGAUGGUUUUAUUCAUUCAACACUCCAUCCUAGUGAUGUCAAGACGGUGAUUGAGAAGGGGUGGGGUCAAAGACAUCCCCUGUCCGGCCGCGUUGGGUCUCGGGUUAUGCGCUUCUUUAGCGCGAACCAGCCGAGCCCCGUCGAGGGCUCUCAGGUUCUGCUAUAUGCACCGAGGAACAAUGAAGACCUGGAAGUCAUCGAGAACAUCAUCAAUGCGGCAGUUUGGUGGGUCGGAGGAAUCGACAACAGAGUCGAUGACGAGAACUUUUAA
Molecule: messenger RNA, 795 nt
Organism: Cladophialophora psammophila CBS 110553
Lineage: Eukaryota; Fungi; Ascomycota; Eurotiomycetes; Chaetothyriales; Herpotrichiellaceae
Exons: 1
Coding region: 1-795 (264 amino acids)
Source: RefSeq, a predicted model, not a curated record